Messenger RNA from Pangasianodon hypophthalmus (striped catfish), 9065 nucleotides. Its product is annotated as CMP-N-acetylneuraminate-beta-galactosamide-alpha-2,3-sialyltransferase 1. NCBI's taxonomy places the organism in Eukaryota, Metazoa, Chordata, Actinopteri, Siluriformes, Pangasiidae. The record is from RefSeq and is a predicted model, not a curated record. Gene Ontology annotation, molecular function: beta-galactoside (CMP) alpha-2,3-sialyltransferase activity. Bases 423 to 1397 code for a protein of 324 amino acids. The transcript has 7 exons.
UCUCUCCACCUCUGCCCUCCUCUCCAUUCCUGCUCUUCUCUCCACCUCUGCCCUCCUCUCCAUUUCUGCUCUUUUCUCCGCCUCUCCUGUCCCACCCUGAGCUCAGGAUUCACCGCAACUCUGUUUUUCCCCUUUAGGUUUGACCCCGACAGCAUUCUGAUUGGGCCUGUAAAGGUUUUAGAGGCGUGGUAUCUAUAGUGUAAAGUGGCAGAACACCUGAAUAAGUCCUGAAGAAGAGCAUGUGUCAGGUGCACAGGUAGAGACUGGAUAACACAUGAAUUAAUAUAUUUAAUGGAAAAUCAUCACAUCAUUUAAUGGACACAUCAGAGCAAUAUUCCACAGAGGUCUAGUUUAUUUAUGGUAGAUAUUUUAUUUUAAUUAUUUGAUUUUUUUUUAAUUUUUUUUUUUUUUUAUCAUUAACGAUGCGUUGCCUCCGGAGGAUGAAAUUGAAGAUUUGUGUCAUUCACGCUGCUAUGUGGAUGGUCUUCCUGCUUGUGUUCGUCCGAGUCGAUUUCAGAUUCGGUUUGAAGGAUUUUUUCGAUGUCAGUCCACCGAAGAUUUGCGCGUGCAUGAGCUGCGUGAUGGAACCGCAGGAGGAUCAAUGGUUCAUGGAGCGCUACGACAGCCAGGUGCCAAAACUUAUGAGCAGGGCCAACAGCAAUAUCAGCAUGCUCACAAAUAAAUGGUGGAUGAGGCUCCAAGCAUUCCAAACAGUGAAUCUCAGUGAAAUCGUGGAUCCUCUGUUCUCACUGUUCCGUGAUGAGGAACACUACAAUGACUCUAGUCCUGACCGCUGCAGAACCUGUGCUGUUGUCGGCAACUCGGCCAACCUGAUCAGAUCCCAUUAUGGUGCUAUAAUAGACAAUCAUGACUUUGUUUUCAGGAUGAAUCGUGCUCCAACUAAAGGCUAUGAGAGGGACGUUGGGGACAAGACCACGCAUAGAGCAAUUUAUCCCGAGAGCGCUGUAGACCUGGAAAACUCCACCCAUCUAGUGCUGCUGCCUUUUAAAGUUUUGGAUCUGCAGUGGCUCAUUAGUGCUUUCACCACCAAAAACAUUACACGUACAUAUAGUCAAGUGAAACCUACAAUAAAAGCAAACAAAGACAAGGUGAUGAUCAUUAAUCCUGAGUUUAUGAGAUAUGUCUACGAAAGCUGGUUGAAGAAACAAGGGAAAUAUCCAUCCACUGGCUUCAUCAUGCUCAUGUUGGCCCUGCACAUCUGUGACCAGGUGAAUGUUUUCGGAUUCGGGGCCAGUGCAAAUGGACAAUGGUACCAUUACUUUGACCACUGGCAUCAUCCGUCCGUUAAUGCGGGUGUACACAGAGGGGGAGUUGAAUAUGACAUCAUCCUGAAACUUGAGCAGCAACAGAAGAUCAAAAUGUAUAGAGGAUGGUGAAAGAGUCAGAUGAUGUUUUUUUUUUAAAAAAAGACACUCUCAACAACACCAAACUCAUCAUAACAUCAUUUAAGAGUAAGCAUAUCAUAUCAGCUCACUCUUUCAUGGCAAUGCUGAGUAACAGAGCUUCAUUUAAACCACUGUUUUCCUGCUCUAAUACACUUGAUCUAAGUCAUUACCUCAUUAUCAAACCCUUCAAGAUCUGGAUCUGGUGGGAUGGACACGAAAUACUGUAUAUACUUUAGGAAUGUAAACCAGCAACACUUUUACCUUUUCUAGAUUUUUAUCAUGCAAAAAAAGCUAAGCACCGCAAAGAUGCACAUUGUACAGUAGGCAUACAAGUACUGACUGUUGUUAUGCCCUACUUAUGUAAUGUAUGAAGGAUUUAACCCAUGUAUUUCUGUAAAAUAUUAUUACUGACUACACAAGGUGUAAAGUGUAGCUAUAUAUAUAUAUAUAUAUAUAUAUACUGUAUAUAUAUAUAAAAGGACUUAUUUGCACAUCUGGCCUUAUUGCCGGAGCUGAUCUCAGCACCUUCUCCAGUUUCGGACAGUUCCAGAGUUAUUGGCACCCUUCAAUGAUUUUAUAAAAUAAACAGCUGGAGAAGCAGGAACUCGAUUAGAACUAAAACCAAAAGGCAAACAAACUACACCCUGUUGACCGAUUCAGAUGUGCUCGACUUGCAAAGAUUCAGUAAACAUUGGAUUUGCGACAUGGUGGCACCUGGACGACUUUAUACGUCUCAAUGCUAUCUAGCGAGGAACAGGUUGAAGUGAAGAGGUGGUGGACUUGUUUAUAAAAUGUCUUUAAUACUAGUUGCUGUGAUGAUACCAUGAUAUCAUGAUGCUAUGUCAAAAUUGUUAUUGUUAUUGCUAUUCCUUUUAAUAUAUCACUCACCUAAAGGAACCCAUGACUUUCUGUCUCAGUUUAGUGAGCUCAUUCUUCUAAGCUCCAUGUGUCCUGCUAGGAUUGUGCAUCCAUGUUGUUAAAAACUGUUCCUUGUCAACUGAAUGUCCAUGCUCUGCUCAUACAGAGUGUCGAUUUCCCUAUACAUUUUAGCAUUCACACUCUCAAUUUCUCAGAAAUCUGUUUCUGGUUUUAUGGUUGCAUUUUGUGAUCACAAACCCAUUGAAGAUACUUUCAGUCUUCCUGUUACCAAACCAAACAAAAAGAGUUUCUAUUUCUUACUGCAAUACACAGUAGUUCAUCCACUCUUCUUCAGGCUUCUCCUCUCUACUCUAACUAACCUUUCUUGUCCUGAUGAAACAUCCAAAAAUCUUCAGUACCCAAAAGUCACCAAAGCAUUGUAGUAUUACUUAGUAUCGAAAAGCCAAAAAAAUUUACAUAACAAAAUUAUGAUUAAAACUAUGAAAAUAGAAAAAGAAAAUAAAACAAGUUCUACUUGACUCAUUGAGGAAUGAAGAGGAUGACUGAACCUAAAACUAUGUUGCAAUUCCUGAUUAAAGAUUUGAGCAAUCACAGGAUAUACCAUCAUCAAGAAAAUAGUUUGUAUUCGAUUGCAUGAAGAGCAGCACUGCUCUCUCAUCCCCGGAGAUUAGAUGACUUCAGCAAAACAUGAAAAACAUAUCGGAUCGGUAUAGAACGUAUACAUUCUUAUAGAAAAUGAGAAAAGUACAUUGCUAAACUUCUGGCUGGGGUGGUACUCUCAAAGGUGCACCUUAUAUACCAUUCAUAUUUAACGUUCACAAGGAAAUGUGGAUAUAAUGUACCUUUAACAAAGAUACACUGCAUGCUUUUAUAGGUAAAACAAACAUACUACAAGAACAAAAGUCUGUUUACCUUCAUGGUACCACCCUAGGAGCAGUCGUGGCCUAAUGGAUAGCGAGUCAGACUUGCAACCCGGUUGCAAACCUGAAGGUGAACCUGAAGGUCGUGGGUUCGAGUCUCAGGUCCGGCAGGGAUUGUAGGUGGGGGGAGUGAAUGACCAGCGCUCUCUCUCUCCCACCCUCAAUACCACGACUGAGGUGAGACCCUUGAGCAAGGCACCGAACCCCCAACUGCUCCCCGGGAGCAGCAGCGAAAAAGGCUGCCCACUGCUCCGGGUGUGUGUGUGUGUGUUCACUACUGUGUGUGUGCACUUGGAUGGGUUAAAUGCAGAGCACAAAUUCUGAGUAUGGGUCACCCUACUUGGCUACAUGUCACUUCACAAAAGGCACCGUAUUUCUGUGAAUGCACCAAGCCCUAUUUAUAAUAUCAUCUGCCUCACCCUAAAGAAUAAAGAAAAUAAAUUUUUCCAUCAGCCAGUUCAGGUUGGUGCCUGUCUGUAAGAAAACAAGUCAGAGCAGAUAUUCUGCCUGUUCAUCAUAGCUUUCUUUCUUGAUCAGUGAAACUGACUUUAAUCUCUCAUUUGUUUGAGCACUGCAAUGCUUUUGUCUUCUUCGUUAAAGAAAAAAAUGUCUUCGCACAGUCUCUCCUUCUCACAGGUUUAUUUAUUUCUUUUCUCUCCACACGCAAACUCAUAACAUGUCGCAUGCUUCAGGUUACCUCCCUACUGCUCGUAAAACCUUAACGAUCACAACUGUCACAUCACGGCUUGAUCUCACCUAACCGGUAUACCACUGAUCCACUUCUGAGAUACAUAUAAUUUCAUGUUUUAGUAUAAAUAUUAGGUAAGUCUAUCUGUGGUUAUACUGUUGCAUAAUGUAAAAUUUUAAAAACAUGCAAGAUUAUGAAAAAACAUCAUUAACAAGUCCAUUAUCUCAGUAGGAUAUUAUACUAUCUAAAACACAAUUUUUAGUGGCGCUCUAGUAGAAAGUGCUAUAAAAAUCAGUGUCUAAAAUAUAAAUAUAAACAUAAAUAUAAAUAUUAAUAUGAAUAUUAAAUGAAUGCAGUCAAGUUAAAUAAACCACGACUUAAGUUUUGAUUGUUCUCCCCUCAUUGUGUAGGAAGGCAGAGAGAAAUUUUAUUGCCUUUAGACAUAAACUGAACUCAAAUGAACUGAUUAUGAGUCUAACAGACAGCACAAGUUGCUGUAACUUCAUUAACAGUGUAGCUUCUACACUGUAGCACCUUCUUAUGAGAUAAAAGCUGCACGCUGGUUUCUUGUGAUGUUUAAUAUCCCAUGUAAUCCCGACAAUGCCACAUCUGUGGCCGGGAGCUAAAGGAGCAAUAUUGCCCGUGUUCUCUGAGUGAGAGAGAUGGCAUACCUCCGAAUGUGUCACGCUGCACUGAGUUUGAAAAAAUGUGGUUUGUUGGUUUCAUGUGUUUCAGAGGAAGCAUGUUAGCCUUCAUCCUACGCAGAUGGUGACUGUCGUAUGAUAGGGGUGAGCUGGCUGCGGAGUGGGAAUUGGCAGGCGACCAAAUUCCAUUCUAAAUAAAUGAGUAAUAGCUCUUCUUCUUCCACGUUGUAAAAAGUUCUCCACUUUAUAUCAUGCUAUCUAACAUGAUCCACUCUAUAAAUUAUGAGCCUAAAUAAAUACUCAAGAUCUCAGUACAUCAGGCACUCUAUCAGUGUCUCAGCAUGGACUACAUGUCCUUUGGGUCUAAUUGAGGUGAUGAGAAUGACUUCAAGACGAGAGGAAAACGCUCUAUCUUCUCCACACAAGGCCACAGAGUGGCGUUAUCCUCCAUAAUGAAGACAGAUUCACGUGUCAGGAGAGAGAGUGAUGCUUUACAUUCAUCCUACAUCACUGAACUGGGCCAUGUCUCAAUUCCCCACACAUGCUGCUCAGAGAGGAAACCUGAGAGCAAGCUGGAAGGUGUUUAUGGGAAUAAACGGGAAAAAGAAGAACUUCAGGUUGGAUCCUCCGUGUAGCUGUGUAAUGAGGAGAAGAUAGGCUAGACACGAGAGCAGCACGCCAGCAGCACUGCCUCAGGAAACCUCACAGGAUUCCAUCUUAAUCUGCUGAAUGUUUAAAGGAAGCCAUCACGCUGCAGUUAGAGAGCGCUGUAGCGCUUCAUUCAAUCCUCCGAUUUCCCCAGUCUUUAAAGAAAUGCCUGAAAACUCAGCACUUUCCAACACCACUUGAAUAUUGAUGUUGGAAGAUCCUCAGCACUCCUCUGAAUGUGCGCGGCUCUUCUGUUACCUUUUGAAAUGAUGAUUGAUGAUUCAUUAAUAUUAUUAAAGUUUUUUUUACUGACUGACAGGACAGACGAAUAAUCACAGACCCUUUCCUGUAACUUCUCAGCAAAUACACGAGUUUAUCUCAUUUACUCACCACUAUGUGCAUUCAACAACGUCUUUUAGGUAAGUAAUAAAUCAUUCAAUGUUGAGUUACUAUUACCACCCUGAAGUCUGUUGUUUUCCUAUAACAGCAUAUCCUGAAGUGUCUUACCUCCCACUGCUACAAAGCGCUGACACUGGAGACUCCUUCCAUAAAUGUUAAAUAAACAUCUCCUUAUAGAAAACUUCACCAUAUCAACGAUUAUACACGUUUUUAAUCCGUUUAUGUGGAGUGUCUGCAUUACAAGUCCCUGUGAAUGAGCUGUUACUAUACAAACAUUAAUAUAACCUAUAAACUGCUAUUAUAGAAAAUUAAUCAACACCUUCUGACCAAUCAGAAUGCAGAAUUCAACACCAACAACAAUUUUUUUAACAGUUUUAAAUCUCGAAGUAUAUCUUGCUUGCAAUGUUCAAAAAUGUAUUUUCCUGCAGGAAACUGACACAUGAACGGUCAGCCAUCAAGAUCAUGAUGUUAUAAUCCCAGGAACGAGAGGAAGCAGAACACAGACGCUAGGGUUGAAGGUCAGGGUUUCACUGAAGGUUAGGGGAGAUAGGAGUGUGUGGGGAGGGAGCGUGGUCACGGCCAGGAUUUGAACUCGAGGAAGACGUGAUCCUGGAAUACACACACGGAAAUGACAGAGAAAGCAAAUAACAAAACUUUGGAUAUCAAAACACGGAAAGCAACGAUCUCGUGAUAAGAGGCUGAAGAACCGGGGUUUAUACUCCACUGAUUUGUGAGCUGAUGAGAGACAGGUAAGCUCAAUCAUCAGGGAUAGGCGUGAAGUAGAGCGCUACGCCCAGACACACACACACACACACACACACACACACACACACACACAUACACACAGAAACGGGAGGAAGAGAAAACACUGGAAACAUGGGGAAGAGGAAAAACAGGAAAACACACAGAAGUCUUGGCCUGGACCAUGACACAUGAAGCUUGUGGCCAGAAAGGUGUACAGAAGAUUCAGAUUUUCAGAGGUUGAAGCAACGAUUGUACCAAAACGGAGAAAAAUACUUAAAUAUCACAACAUUAAGUUUAUAUGCUUGGUUGAGGUGGAAAGGUGAUAUGCGAUAAAGAAUGAUCAAAAUAGAUUUUUUUAAGAAAUCAUCAAUUAUUCCUUUAAAAGAAAUGUCACAGGUUUCUACUCUAUCCGAACAUUUCUGCACAAUAAAAAGCUUUCUUACACCGUCAUGUCCAGACUAUUUUCUCACGAACACUGGCUCUCUGUUAGUUGAGGGAUUUAAUUUCACAACCUUCUGGUCACGGCACAGGAGACAUUAGUUCCACGGCAUCAGUUACUACGAAAUGUAUUUAUGGUGUAAUUCAUAAUGUUCGUGUUACUCUCAGCUAAGGAUCGACACAUUGAGAAUGGUCUUUAUUUGUUCUGGCAUUGAGAAAGCCCUAGAGGUCAAAACUUUUGAUAAACUACCUGUUAUUCUGCUCCACUAUAACACGUCAUCCCUCAGGGAAUGUUUUGAGUUUUCUGAAAGAAAUGAUGCAGCGUCAAGCUUCUAUGAACAUGAUUGCGGUGUAUUCUUCUGUAAAAUAGACAGGAGCUGUGUGAAUUUGGAAGAGUCUGGCUGUCAGAUACGUGUGAUAAAUGAUAAACACCUACCUAGGGGCAACUAAUGGAAAAAUAAAAACAGAUGGGCGAAGAAAGAGAUGAUAAAUAUACACAUUUUCUGCUUUGAUCUAGUUUGAGACAAUCCAUAUCUCUGUGCAUCAUUAUUUAAGCCAUCCUAAGGAAGAAUCUGGAAGGCCAUAAAGCGGCGAAUUGAAGUUGAUGGAAAGCAGGCGAGUCUAAACUGCCUCACAGAGCAAUCAAGCCACGAUCAAGAAGGUCCUGGAGCUGAACGAAAGGAGACGGAAUUUGGAUAGCUGAUUCAACGUAGUGGCAAAGACAAAUCUGAGCAACGAAAGGUCAAUAGCGAUGACAGAUUAAUGCUGAAAGAGUUGCGGUGUAGGGAAAAAGAUUAAUGCAACUCAAACUAGGCUCAGAUCAAUGACACCUGAUUGGUGCCCAGUCAUGUCCUUCUGUUUCGGAGGAGAGAAAAAUGGUAAAUAAGGCAACACUCCAAGCAUUAUCUUCACUUUCUCACAGGUUUCUGAAUUAAUUGAAAGAAAACUAUUUGAUUUAAAACGGUGGCUGAAAAGACACAUCUGAGCAACGGAGAAGGUCGAUGAGACCAUAAAUUAGAUAAAUUAACUCCAACUGAAGCUGUACAUGAGCACUAUUUCUUACUUCUACACUGCUGCAGUUAUUUCUACUUGUACCCUCUUGCAAUAUUUUCAAAUUACUGGUUGAUUCAAACCUUUAGGCUUGGUGGAGACAGAUUAAGCUUUAUCCCAGAUUAAUUUAUACAAAUACAUUUACAUUUCUUCCCCCUGUUCAUCAGCCAGACUUAAUUCUUCCUCAAAUUCUUCCUAUUUUCACAGGAAGAGGCAAUCCGACAGGAUAGACGACCAAUCACAGAGUUUCUUCUGUAACACGUCAGCAAACUGCUUCAAACAAAUAGCUUUUACAGACUGGAUUUCAUGAACUAUAUAUUGCUCUAAAAAGGACUUUUUCUUAACUCUACCUCCUUCCACUGCAGCAGUUAUUUCUGUUUGUACGCUCUUGCAAGAUUUUCUAAUGAAGUUGGUCCAAUUUCCCCAAACAUAAGGAUAUAAAUGAUUUAAAACGAGAGGGUUUUUCUUUGUAACAAACACAACAGACCAACUGAAUUUUAUUGUUGGUUGGAAUCAAAUUUGCCUGGAGAGAAAGCAAGUCGCUUAAAAUGGAGUUGACUCAGAGCUUUUCUCCUCGACAAGUCAUUUAGGUGAUCUUUAACUUUGGAAGUGUGAGUCAAUAGGAAGUCUCUUUGAAGGAAGUAGUAAUUAUUAAGUAGCUAUGGCUACUUCUCCCUUGAUUUUCAUUUGUUGUCGCCUGACUCCUCCCACAAGUGUUUUUUGUUUGUUUGUUUGUUUUAUUUGUUCAGUCCUACAGGAUUCUCAGUUCCGAUAAACAACACUAACUCCAAGACAUCUCUGGUCUGUGGCUUAUGAUUGGUGCAACGAAAAAAUUGUCAGUGGUGCACUGCUUUCCAACACAACUGCUGCCAAACAGGACAAUCAAGCAGCAAUCAAUUCUGGAGGCUUCUAAUGGUUUUAGGUGCAAUUUAGCUUCACUUUGUGUGAAAAACUUCACCGAUCGCACAAAAAAGCUGGGAAGUUGGCAAAGAAAAAGUGGAGAAAUAGGAAGUGAUUACAUCUUCCCACUUGAUGUACUAAACUUUAGGUAAUUACCAUCUGCCAGUUUUGCUGUAAAUGAACACUUUGCCUGUUGCUUUGCGGUUUCUACAUAGUGAAUGUGGAUACUUCUGAACUGCCAACUCAAUGUGAUUUGUUUUUAUGUUUAGGAAAAAGAAAAAUGGAAUACAGUUUAAUUACACACUUGUAUAUAAAGGAGUUUAUUCUGUACACAGCAGCUGGUUCAUUA